AUGGAGAAUGUCUACCGGGCCGUCUAUAGCCCCAAGCUUAAUAAGUCUCGGCACUGCAAGACAGAAAUCUUUAAGCUUACAAUUCAGACCCCACUGCGUGUAGAUCUCACUUACGACCUUCGCGACUUGUUCCAUAUUCCUCGCUGGUCCGGGGACGUCUCCCCCACUGCACUCGCCAGCGGUGCAGUCGCUGGAUCUUGGGCAGGCGAAACCCCGAAAUCCGGACGAUACUUCCCGGGUUUCGGCACCAAUUGUUGUCUGCGGGUUCUCACGGCCGAUUUCUGCGAGGGCUGCAAGAUCACCAACGUGCAGGGGAUCCAGGAGCUGGGCCUGGGGCUGAGAGACACUGCAGAGAAGCUGAUCCAGGUGUUCGCUGAGCAGAUUUUCUACACCGGGUUCAUCCACGCGGAUCCACACCCCGGGAACGUGCUGGUGCAGCGCGGCCCCGACGGGAAGGCGCAGCUGGUGCUGCUGGACCACGGCCUGUACGAGACCCUGAGCGAGAGGGACCGGGUGUCGCUGUGCGGGCUCUGGAGAGCGAUCGUGCUGCGGGACCACGGAGCCAUGAGGGACAGGGCGGCUGAACUGGGGGUGCAGGACUAUUUCCUGUUCUCGGAGAUGCUGAUGCAGCGCCCCCUGGGCCGCCGGUCGCGGCUGCUGGGCGGGCGGGGCGCGGCUCACCUGGCCGGGGAGGCGCGGGGGCCGCAGCUGCAGGGCGCACCUGAGGGGCACCUGAGCGGGGAGGAGCGCGGCUACAUGCAGAGCAUGGCGGCGCAGCGCUUCCCGCACAUCCUGCAGGUGCUGCGCGCGCUGCCCCGCCCCAUGCUGCUGGUGUUCAGGAACAUCAACACCGUCAGGAGCGUGCACGCGGCCCUGGGGGCACCUGCGGAUCGGUACGGGAUCAUGGCGCGCAGGAACAUCAACACCGUGAGGAGCGUCCAUGCUGCAUUGGGAGCACCUGCGGACAGAUACGGGAUCAUGGCGCGCAGGAGCGUCCACGCUGCACUGGGGGCACCUGCUGACAGAUACGGGAUCAUGGCGCGCAGGAACAUCAACACCGUCAGGAGCGUGCACGCGGCCCUGGGGGCACCUGCGGAUCGGUACGGGAUCAUGGCGCGCAGGAACAUCAACACCGUCAGGAGCGUGCACGCGGCCCUGGGGGCACCUGCUGACAGAUACGGGAUCAUGGCGCGCAGGAACAUCAACACCGUCAGGAGUGUCCAUGCUGCACUGGGGGCACCUGCGGAUCGGUACGGGAUCAUGGCGCGCAGGAAUAUCAACACCGUCAGGAGCGUCCAUGCUGCACUGGGGGCACCUGCGGAUCGGUACGGGAUCAUGGCGCGCAGGAACAUCAACACCGUCAGGAGCGUGCACGCGGCCCUGGGGGCACCUGCUGACAGAUACGGGAUCAUGGCGCACAGCGCCGUGCGCAGCUGGAGCCGCCUCAGGGGGGGCCCCGGGGGGUCCCUGAGACAGCGGCUGCACCUGGGCUGGGAGAGCCUCAAGUUCGAGCUGGCGCUCAGGGGUGUGUGA
This is a messenger RNA of Oenanthe melanoleuca, 1533 nucleotides long. RefSeq lists its product as uncharacterized. NCBI's taxonomy places the organism in Eukaryota, Metazoa, Chordata, Aves, Passeriformes, Muscicapidae. The coding region runs from base 1 to 1533 and encodes 510 amino acids. The transcript is spliced from 15 exons. The record is from RefSeq and is a predicted model, not a curated record.